Messenger RNA from Gamsiella multidivaricata, 1898 nucleotides. RefSeq lists its product as uncharacterized. Bases 145 to 1857 code for a protein of 570 amino acids. The record is from RefSeq and is a predicted model, not a curated record. Lineage: Eukaryota; Fungi; Mortierellomycota; Mortierellomycetes; Mortierellales; Mortierellaceae. The transcript has 2 exons.
CUCGAGUGGGAGAUGAAACAUGGUAUGGACAAUGAGCAUUUUCACUACGGUCAACGCGCGAUACAUGUCUAUCGCUAACCAUUUUUUUUUUUCAUACUAACUCUAGGCGGACUAAACCCGAAGCAUUUCCACCCAGGAUUCCAGAUGCAACGCAUCCAUCCCAUGGCCUCAAACCAGGACAUGGACCAAGACCGCGACGAAGACGGCAUCAUCUUCCCAAAUGUCCACUCCAACGAAUCCUACAGCAAGAUCGUCCAACCCAUCAAGCCCGGAAACCCAGAUUCACCACUCGGCUACCUGGCUUACAACCGGCAAGGUGAUCGCAUCAUGGACUUUAGCAUGGUCGGCUGGAACGAAGGAAACACGGACCUACCAGAUACAACAGCCGAUGUUCCCGCCAUCGAGCAACUCUGGCCACGACCCGGAGCUGAUAGCGAUACUGAUCAGGGAGACGAUACGAAAAGGAUCCAGAGUGCACUCGACCGCGUCUCCGUCCUUGCGGAAGGUCGGCUUGCAGCACACGAUGUGGUACCGAGAGGUGCGCUCGUGCUUCAAAAGGGAGUGUACAGGAUCUCGAAACCGCUCAAAAUCCAUCAUGGCGGGAUCUUGUUCCGUGGAAACCCUGCAGGUGGCACCAGGAUCGUCUGUCAGUGGAAACCCACCGGACCGCGCUACGCGAUCGAAGUCGAGGGGAAAGCGGAUGAUAUGUUACCUGGUACCAAGAUCCCCAUCGUCUCAGACUACACGCCGGUCGGCUCGUUUCAUCUCAAACUCGAUCCGACAUACUUUCAAGACACUUCUUUAAAAGUAGGCGACCAGAUCAUCGUGAGCCGGGUCGGUAACGACCGCUGGAUCAAAGACAUCGGCAUGGACGACUUCAAGUCCCGCAAGAAGGGCGUCAAACCCUGGAAGAAGAUGCACGCACGGAUGUACCGCACCAUCCGUUCGCUCAACGCCCAAACCGGGAUCAUCCAACUCGACGCACCCUUGCCGAUCUCGAUCUGGCGACAAUACGGCGGUGGGUUCAUCACACAGUACCGUGACCACAAGAUCCGUGCCCUAGGGAUCCAAUAUCUCGACAUAGUCUUUCCCAAAAACAUUUGGCGCCGGACUCAGGAUAUGCUCGACCGCGAGGGGCGGGGGAGUAAAGACUACCGGUUCUCGUACGAGAUCUUUGCGAAUUACGCCCUCCGCCUCGAUCGAGCCUGUCACGUCUACGUCUCCCAUCUCACCUCGGCCUUCUUCCACAACUUUGUCUCUGUUGGUACGGACGCCCACCACAUCACGUUCGAAUCUAUCGUCCACUCCUACCCAGACGAGAUGCUCUCCGGUCAAUCGGCCUUCCAGCUCUCCGGACAACUGAUCCUCGUCAAAAACUCGCUCUCCCAGGGCUCGUUCCACUUCCUUGCGGAUAUCAAUCACGUCAUGGGCCCCAAUGUCUUUCACCGAUUCCAGGCCAUUAACAUUGGAAGACCCUACCACCCCACGCCUUCUGAUUUCGCCCCCGGAGAAAUCGGUCCGCAUAUGAAGUUCUGUACCGGGAUCCUCGUCGACCAGGUCGUGACGGACGGCUCGAUCCAGAUCGUGAACCGGGGGGAUAUGGGGACGGGCCAAGGGUACUCUGGUGCAAAUUCCGUGGUGUGGAACUCGCGUGCGCGGGAGGGGAUCCUGACCCAUCGACCGAGGGGAACUCAGAACUUUGUGAUCGGGAGCGAGGAUCUGGAGGCGAAGGAUCGACAGGCCUGGGAUGCACAUGGGUGGAAGGAACAUUUGGGCGCGGAAGUACUUCCGGGGAGCCUGUAUCUUCGCCAGUUGGCUGAUCGGUUGGACAGACUGAAUAGAGGCUGGGUUGUGUAGGAGGCUCGAGGUGGGGGUGAUGGUGGUAAAUAUGGUAGCAA